Messenger RNA from Octopus bimaculoides (California two-spot octopus), 2289 nucleotides. RefSeq lists its product as uncharacterized. The record is from RefSeq and is a predicted model, not a curated record. NCBI's taxonomy places the organism in Eukaryota, Metazoa, Mollusca, Cephalopoda, Octopoda, Octopodidae.
CGAUAUUUUGUUUCCAGCACAAACGUGACACAGAUCCCCCGUGUAAGUCAAAUGCGCAUGUGUGCAGGACCCUGAUGCAAUACAAAGACGGCGAAGAAGAUAAUUUCAUUGUCGAUGAAGGCAAAAAUUGUGAUUGUGACAACUGCUCGGCAACAUGGUCGGAACACGACAGGUAUUCAUUUACCUGGCAGCAUUUCAAACGAUUGGACAUGAUAGUUCAGUACAAAUUGUGUGGUCCUAUAAUGCCUGAAAGGAUUUGCAAUGACGACGAAGUUGCUGCUUUGAUGGAGACUGAGGUUAAUGGCUGGCAUAUCCAUAUGAGAGAGGAGAGAUGCAGAUGCAAGAACAACAUUUUCUACCUCAGAGGUUGGGAGAAACGAAAUAACCUCUGGAUCUAUGAAUAUCGCUGUAAAAAGGUGGUAUGUGCAACCGAUGGAGCUGUAUGUGCUAAAGUCUACGUGAAUAGAGCACUUGGUGAAGCCUUGAAAUACCAGUUCACUUGUCUAUGUCAAAAUAGUCGACAAUGUGUAACUGAAGUUGAUAUCGUCCCAAACAUGUAUACUGAUGAUGACGAACAUGGCGAAUACGUCCCUCGGAUGUGCGACCAAAUCAUUGGAAAAGGUCGGUAGUUUCCGACACUGAUCAUAACAACAAUGAUUUGGCUUCUUUUUUCAUUUUUUUUCCUCUCCUUCAUCUUUUCUUUUCCUGCCACACAUACUUUAUAUGUUAGUCCUCAACGAUGUGAAAACGCACGCUUAAUUAUUCUGAUACAGAAAUAUUCAGUCUGAAAAACGACCUGGUUUCUGUAGUGCUUGAUCCAAUUACAACAACAUAUCUAAAUUUCAAACGAACUUUCUCACAUUUUUCUAUCGUUUUAGUUAAUGUUUCUUAAUGCACUCUAUAUAACAUUUAAUAUUUAGUCUAUAAAUAUCUAUCACUGCAUAGUUUACUUUCAAUAUAUAUUCUUUAACACAAUGUUUGUUUAUUUUUCUCCUAAAAAAUAUAUCAAAUAAUUUUGCUUAACUUCAUAACAAUACUGGAUGCUUUUUUUUUUUAACUGUUAUAAUAUAUGUGUAUGUGCACAUAUGCGUGCGUGCGUGUGUGCGUGCGUAUGCAUACAAAACCUCUUCAUACAUCUAUCGUCUGUUUUUGAUACGAUGCAAUUGUAGUAGUGUUUGAAGAAUUCUUAAUCCUGUUUAGCGGUUCAAUCUUCCUCGUUCAUUCAGUAUUCAAUUCUAUUAUUUUUCUCCUUCUUUCUCUCUUCAUAUCAAUAUAAUCGUGUGUGUGUUUAUACCUGUGUACAACUAUAGCGCAUAAUAGAUCGUGGUGAUAUCAACUAAAGAUGAUAAGUAAAAUUUAGUUUUACCAUUGUCUAUAACUGUUAGUAGUUAGUAUACUAAUCCAAUAAUACGUGUGAAUGUAACCAGAGAUAUAUUUUUAAAAAUAUCUACAAAAAAAUUAAAAUAACAACCAAUAAUCUAUUAUUAAAGUAUAUAUGCGUGCAUGAUUGCGAAUAUAUAUAUAUAUAUAUAUAUGAGAGUGGAUGUGUUUGUAUACGAGUAUACAAGGUAUGUAAGAUAUUUUAAUAGGUGGUAAAUCUGCUAGUAUGCUAUUUCCUAUGCACAUAAUAUAUAUCUAUAUAUCUAUUCGUUUCCGUUUUUAUAUUGAUUCUACUUUAGAAUCUAGAUACCAAACAACAGCAACAAUAGCAAUCAGAAUAUUUAGAUUCAGUGGUAUUUACAACAACAUUCGCUCUAAAAAGAAACAACUUCCGUUCUUCCCAAGCAAAAUUGUUAACUCGGGUGCUGGCGGAGUCUAUAUUGCAACUCCUCGCCAAGCGCCUUGACUAUUAGACCCAAUGUGUAUAUGUGUGUAUAUAUGCAUGUACAUAUAUAUCUAUAUCUAUCUAUAUAUAUAUAUAUAUGUAUAUAUAUAUGUAUGUAUGUAUAUAUAUAUGUAUGUAUGUAUAUAUAUAUGUAUGUAUGUAUAUAUAUAUGUAUGUAUGUAUGUAUAUAUGUAUGUAUGUGUGUAUAAAGAUACGCGUGCGAGUGGCGCGUGUCUGAACGUGGUGUGUGUGAUGCACGUAUGUGUGCAUGAAUGAAUGUAAGCUUAAUAGAACGUUUGUAAUGAAAAGCUACGUCCAUUUGUAGCAUUUCUAAAUUUUGUUCAACAGUUUUUUUGUUAUUGUUUUUUCUCAAUUGUUUGUUUGUUAGUUUAGAAGUUGGUUUUUUGCUGUAAUGUCUUGCGAUAAAGAUAAACUGUUAAUAAAAACGAUUUUAAAAAACCUUU